CUAGUGCUUGUAAAUACCUUCAAGUGCAGUGUUCGUGAAUACACCAAAACAGCUGCUUUUGCAUUUAAACGUAAACAAAACUAACAAAUUUUUUUUGGAUUUAUAAUGCUGUUGCAACGCGUGUGGUUGCCACAAAUAAACAACCACCUGCGAAAAUACGCCAAAAAGUCCCGCGCCCACUUUAAGCCAGCCAUGGCCGUGAGCAGGCGCAUGGUCCACCAGGAGAUCCUGCAUUAUGUAAACCCCUUUGCCAGGAUCAACGUAAAAUCCGAUGUUUUUCUGCGCAUCCAGCCAGCGGAUGUCCAUCAGUACACCAGCGGAGAUGUUUUCAUAGCCCAAAUGCACGGUGGUCAAGUCAAGAACUCCAAUGUCUCGCUGGAUGUGAAAAUAACCGAUGAUGACAAGGUGGUUAAUGUGGUGGUCAAGCAACUGGUGGAGCAGCCCUCGCAGUUCGAGUGCAAUCUGCAAAUUCCAGUGCGAUCCGAUGUCUCCGUGGAGGCCAAAGGCAGUGUACGGGUGGAGGGAGUCCAGAGUGAGCUCCUGCAAGUCAAGGCAGAAGGCGGAAUCCUGACCAAAAAUGUAAAGGCUACCAACAUUAAACUGUACAGCGAAAAUGGCAACAUCAACUGCCAGGGCACGCUACUGGGCAAGAUCACCGAAAUAGAGACGCGUAAUGGGAACAUUUCCAUGGACAAACUGCAGGGAGACAACCUGAAUUGCUCCACCAACGCUGGCAGUAUUAUAACCGACUGUUGCUAUGUGGAAAACUCCAAGUUUCAGACACAAACAGGACGCCUAGAGCUCAAGAAUGUCCACAAGACCAGUCAAGUGCAUGUCCACCAGUCGGCAGAAAUCAACAUGACUGGAGUACAUGGCAAUCUCCAAGUAAUGACCAAAGGAGGCAGCCUAAAUGUCCAACUAUCUGAGCUGGUAGGUCACAACAAAAUCGAUGCCCACAACUUGGAAGACGAGGCUAUCAUUCACAUAUCCCAAGCCAUUGAGCAGGAUCUUCACAUAGAGGUGACAGCCUCUGAAGUAAAAUUGGAAACCGAACUGGAGCAUGUAGCCCAUGCUCUGAACGAAGAAAAGAGCAAAUUCCUCCUCAACAAUUCGAAUACACAUCGUCUGCAGGUCAGCAGCACUGGCGGUAAAGGCGUUCGACUGGGAAAACAAUCAUGGAGCGAUAUGAUGCGCCAAAAGCUGCAAGCCAUUGGAACCGAAGCGCCCUAGUUAAAGACGGAUACUCACUAAGUUACGAAUAUAUUGUGCUGCAAGCUACAAUCUCAGUCA
Molecule: messenger RNA, 1290 nt
Organism: Drosophila rhopaloa
Lineage: Eukaryota; Metazoa; Arthropoda; Insecta; Diptera; Drosophilidae
Exons: 3
Coding region: 106-1230 (374 amino acids)
Source: RefSeq, a predicted model, not a curated record